Messenger RNA from Tribolium castaneum (red flour beetle), 2593 nucleotides. RefSeq names its product Limpet (gene Lmpt). NCBI's taxonomy places the organism in Eukaryota, Metazoa, Arthropoda, Insecta, Coleoptera, Tenebrionidae. Gene Ontology annotation, cellular component: Z disc; nucleus. Gene Ontology annotation, molecular function: zinc ion binding; transcription coregulator activity. The transcript is spliced from 8 exons. Bases 194 to 1813 code for a protein of 539 amino acids. The record is from RefSeq and is a predicted model, not a curated record.
UGUUGUGUGGUAGGUCGUUUUCUCAUUUAGUUAACCUAACCUAAAACGUUUUAUUUUGCUUUUAAAUAAAAUAUUAAUGUUUGCUAUUACUUACAAAUAUGUGAUUGUUGUGUGUUUCGGUUAAGUUUUAUUGUCAUUCGUGUUGUUCUAACCCUUUUGCUGUAAAAACUCCAAAUAACAAGAAACUACAAAAAUGAUAUGCAGUAGGACACCCCGAGAGUUCUUUUCUGCUGAUGGUGUACAGAUCAAAGAAACAGAUGUUGGUCAACCUUGUACAGAAUGUAGCAAGUGCAUGGGAUAUGAACCGCAUAACUGGAGGAAAAACUGCCGCAACUGCAAAUGCUUGCGCGAAGGCCACGAGAUCGUGGCCGAACAUGGGGCAAGGUCCCGUUUGGGGCUGACUUCGAACCACGAUGGACUCGAUGCCCGCUCUUUAGGCUACACUUUUGUGCCAGCUGGCCUUACAACGGCCCGACAGGUCGACCAAUAUUAUUCAUCACUGCCGACCCAUGAAGUCCCGAAGUUGGGCUCGAAAGGCGAAGCCGCCCGUCUUCAAAGGAUAGUCAAGCAGCUUCCGAAACAAGACUUGGCCCUAGCGGCUUGUAAAUUCGUCGAAGAUUCCGUCAAAAGUAGUUAUCAGGAUUUCAUAUCAGCCCGGAACGAAAUAGCUUUAGACAUAGGUUUAGCUAAACCGGCGCCCCCCAACAGUAUUUGCGACGGUUGUAACCGAACCAUUCCAAACCAACAGGUUAGCGUAGUCGCCCCCAGGAUGGGCAAACUGAUCUGGCACCCGGGGUGCUUCAGGUGCUCCACGUGCCAGGAUUUACUGGUAGAUCUGGCUUAUUGCGUCUAUGACGAGAAGAUCUACUGCGAGAGGCAUUACGCGGAGCUGCUGAAGCCCCGCUGCGAAGGCUGUGAUGAGCUGAUUUUUAGUGGCGAGUACACAAAGGCCAUGAACAAGGACUGGCAUGGGCAACACUUUUGCUGUUGGCAGUGCGACGAGAGUUUAACUGGUCAACGCUACGUCCUCCGUGACGAGCAUCCCUAUUGCGUGUCUUGUUACGAAUCUGUCUUCGCCAAUGCUUGCGAAAAGUGCAGCAGAAUCAUCGGAAUCGACUCAAAAGACCUUUCCUACAAAGACAAGCACUGGCACGAGGCCUGCUUCCUGUGCACGACUUGCGGGGAAUCCCUCGUCGAUAGGCAAUUCGGGUCAAAGGGCGACAGGAUCUACUGUGGCCGCUGCUACGAUGAGCAGUUCGCGUCCAGGUGCGACGGCUGCCAUGAAAUCUUCCGAGCAGGAACAAAGAAGAUGGAAUACAAGACGAGGCAAUGGCACGAGAAGUGCUUCUGCUGUUGCGUAUGCAAAGUACCGAUCGGUACCCAGAGUUUCAUUCCUCGCGAGCAAGAGAUCUACUGUGCCAAGUGUUACGAAGAGAAAUUCGCCACGCGUUGCAUCAAAUGCAACAAGGUCAUCACCAGCGGCGGCGUGACGUACAAGAACGAGCCCUGGCACAGGGAGUGCUUCACCUGCACCCACUGCUCCAAGAGCCUGGCGGGCGAGCGCUUCACCAGCCGCGACGAGAAGCCCUAUUGCGCCGAGUGCUUCGGCGAGCUGUUCGCCAAACGGUGCUUCGCCUGCAAUAAGCCCAUCACCGGCAUCGGGGGCACGAAGUUCAUCUCGUUCGAGGACAGGCAUUGGCACAACGACUGCUUCUUCUGCGCCUCGUGCCGCACCAGUCUAGUGGGCCGUGGCUUCAUCACCGACCAGGAAGACAUCAUCUGUCCCGAAUGCGCCAAGCAAAAGUUGAUGUAGAUUUUACAGAUUUCUGUUUUUUUUUAAUCAGUGACCAUAGCACCGUGACACGCACACACUACACACACACACAUCUUACACCACCGAAAAAAACAUAAAAGAAAAAUACAAAAAAAAACGAGGAUACGCUGUUUUUAGAGUAAAUGUAUUUAUUUUUGGAGGAUUUAUUUUUGUUUGCCAUAUUAUAACAUGACGUCAGAGUUGAUUGGGACGUAGGAUAUUCUAAAUUUUGACAUUACACCACAGCUUCCUUGAUUCGUGCAAUGACAGUACGUCGAGGAUCAAGGAAGCUGUGCCCUAUCCAAACAGUUGCCUUAAAAAUUUAGUAGUAGAGACCCAUGAAUAUUAAACAUAUAUAUUUGUUAUAAAUUACGGUUGUUAUUGCUUCUUAACUGUUAAUGUAAGUGUUUUGACAAUUUUUUAUUGUAUAUUAUUAUUACUAUUGUAGAUAAUGUACACAGCUUCAUAGCAUUUAUGAAAUGAGCAACUUUGGUGCUAUUUGAGUAGUUAGAUUAAUUUUUUAUUAUUAUUUUCCUAAUUUCUAGUUACUGUUUUUCAGUAAAUUCUAUCUAAAUGCUUCAUUAACAGAAAUGUUACUAUUAAUAUUGAUAAAUAAACAUACAUAAUAUUCGUUUAGAGUUUAACUUUCAGUUGUAAAAUGUACGUAUUGGUAAAUUUGGAUUGUUAAAAAUUUGUUAUGCUUUUAAAUACAAGUACAGGGCUUUGCUUUAGGGAUAUUGUUAUAUUUAAUUCCACAAUAAAUAUCUGAAAGAAAACAAA